Molecule: messenger RNA, 2675 nt
Organism: Tachysurus fulvidraco (yellow catfish)
Lineage: Eukaryota; Metazoa; Chordata; Actinopteri; Siluriformes; Bagridae
Product: polymeric immunoglobulin receptor-like
Exons: 13
Coding region: 51-1247 (398 amino acids)
Source: RefSeq, a predicted model, not a curated record
AUCAGCCACAAGCAGGAAGAGUAUUUGUCAUGCAAGUCUCUUAGAGAAACAUGAGCUUUUACUCACUAUGUGGUUCUGUAACUCUCCUUGGGUUUUUCCUCUGUAUAUCAGAGGUAGAGAGCAUGAGGACACUGAAAAAUGUAGCUGUAAAAAGAGGAGGAUCUGUCACUAUUCCAUGUCUUUAUGAUGAGAAGUACAAAGCAAACAGUAAAUACUGGUGCAAAGGGAACUAUUGGUCUACCUGCAGUAUUGUAGCCUAUGCAAACUCAAGUGGAAAUCCAUCAGUCAUUGAUCAUCCAGAGCAGAAUUUGUUGACAGUUGAACUGAACUCUGUCUCUGAGUCUGGAACGGGUUGGUGUGCUGCAGAAAUUGGGGAUAAAUGGCAGCUGGAUGACCGGGAAUAUUUGUACCUUACGGUUAGUCAAGAUCUGUCAGUGAGGGAGAGCAGAGUGAGAGGUGAGGAAGGAAGCAGCAUCACAGUCCAGUGUCUCUACAGUGCUGCGUAUCAGAAUACACAGAAGCAGUGGUGCAGAUUUAAAGAUGGACAAUGCAACACAGUGAGGACUGAAACAUCCCAGAAUUCAGCAGUGUACAUCAGUGAUGUUGGGAGAAGAUCCUUCAGUGUGAAGAUGAGUGGACUGAAGAAGAGUGAUGCUGGAUGGUACUGGUGCAGUGCAGGAGAUCUGCAGGUUCCUGUUCACAUCAGUGUCAGUGAUCCACCUCCAGUCACUACAUCAAAUACUACAACAGUGACUACAACCUCUCAUCAAGACAAUACGUACACAUCUGACUCAAAGCACAUUUCAGUGUUUGUGACAUCAGUUCCCAGCCGUAAUGAAACCACUAGUUUGGAUUGGACCCUGAACCAUUGGUACCUGGUGGCCCUUCUUCUGCCACUGGUGAUACUGGUCAUCAUCAUCUGUAUGCUCAGAAAGAAAUGUGAGUUAGAGAAACAACCCAGGAUCAGAGAGAGGAGCAAUGACACCACUGUUCCCACAGCGAACACUGAUGAAGACUCCAUUGUAUACAGCACAGUUGCUGUUUCUAAGCCAAAGGCUAAGAAUAAGCCCACUUGUACUGCUGAAGACUUGAUUAUAUACAGCACUGUGGCUACAAAGAGUAAAAAACAGGCCACUUUUACAGAUGAAGACUCCAUUACAUACAGCACUGUGGCUAAACGCAAGCCAAAGGUUUCUCCAAAUGAUGUCACUAAUGAGACCCUCUACAGCUAUGAGGUUUACCAGUAAGAGAGGAUGACUUACUGUCCACUGGCUGUGGGGCCUCAGGGAUCUCUACUGGGUCGUGUGUCCAUCCUCAAUAUCCUUACAGAUAAAAUCCCAGUCAGGACAAGGACAACAUGCCCCACACUCACUCCACAGACUUACAUCACAGUCACAUGACCCUCCGUCAUUCAGAAAAAAAAUAACAGUUUCCUCACUGUAGCUAUCAGUUUUCACAUAUUCUCUUCUGUACUUUCAUUUUUUUGUCUUUUGCUUGAUCUGAAAUGUGUUUAUAGUGUUUAUAUUUCAUGUUUUUAUUUCAUUAUAUUUUAACUCAAAAUUCUUUUACAUUAGCUCUUAUCAUUUCUGUUCACAUGGUCUACAGUCAACAUUAGUGUACAACAUAACACACUGCAGAACCCACAACGCUUAAUGAGUAAAAACCUGUAGGAAAAAAUAUCUUCUGAUUUUAAAUUAAAGCAUGUUAUUAUCACACACUGCUAUGCUAUGCUUUUAUUAUAACCGCCUAGUGAAGCCAGUGUUAAUAUGAGUGAUGAUUAGGAAAACACUUUACUUGGUGAAAUUUUUACUAUAUGUAAAUGCUGAAAGAUUUACAUAUAGUUGAAAGAUGAAAUGCUUCUCUUUUAUAUAAUUAAGGAAAUAAUUCAAGAUAACGGAUCACAAGCAGCAUGGACAUUCUGAUAAACUGUGCUGGAAUCUGAUUACAAUCUGAAUGGAUAAGGCUCAUGACCCAGAACUUGUGGGUACAUGCUGUACUGUAAUGUGGAACAAAUGGUAGGUUGGGGUCUGGCUGUCGUAGAAUAGGGGCUGUGGUGAAACUUUUGUAGGAGUUUGUACAUUUCUAAUUGUACACUAAAAGGGCAAUUGUCAGGGCUCACCUUAGUGCUGCAUGGAGUGGCUUUCUCAGGACAGGCUACACAGCAAUGACCUGCUUGACCACAGUAAAGGUAGAGCCGUAUGCACAGACGACACUGACGCAUCUUUGGAGAUACAUUUGGCAAUUUAAAGUAUUGGAGAUGAGCUCUGCCUGAAGGGAAAGGUUUAGGCCUUCUUAGAACAUGGCUUUCAGUGCUGCAUCCUUUCAAUGUAAUUUCCUUUAUGUUUAAUUCAUUCAGGUCUGCCUGGAAAUCACACAAAAAACUAUCCAUAUCAUUUGUAAGUACUGAGAUAUUUUACACCCCUGUAACCAAAUGUGUAGAAUUUAUUCAUACAUAGAAUUAUUAGAUCACUAAUAAUGAAAAAUUAUUUUGCAAAAAAACAAUAAACACAUGAAGUAAAUAACUACAUGUCGUCUGGUUACAGUACUUAAGCUGACAGUUUGUGAAGGUAGUGGAACAAUUGCUUGGAAGGUUGUGAGUUCAAAUCCCAGCACCAAUAACAGGCUGCCACUUCUGGGCCUGUGAGAAAGGCUGUUAACACUCAAGUGCUCAGAUG